AUGUAUGUCGGCAACCACUUCACCCAGCGCCAUGAGACAAUUGAUAUUAACCGGAAUCUAGUCGGAUAUCCUGGUGGUGCCAUCCUCCCUGUCUUCGAUGCUAUUUACAACUCGAAGCAUUUUGACUUUAUCCUUCCAAGGCAUGAACAAGGUGCUGGGCACAUGGCUGAAGGCUAUGCUCGAGUCUCUGGAAAGCCAGGUGUGGUUGUUGUAACUUCCGGCCCGGGUGCCACGAAUGUGAUUACUCCCAUGGCGGAUGCUUUAGCGGAUGGAACACCCAUGGUAGUUUUCACGGGGCAGGUUGCAACAGGAGCUAUAGGCAGUGACGCAUUUCAGGAGGCUGAUAUCAUCGGAAUUUCCCGGGGCUGCACAAAGUGGAAUGUCAUGGUGAGGAAUGUUGCCGAAUUACCCAAAAGGAUCAACGAAGCAUUUCAUAUUGCGACGAGUGGCAGGCCUGGCCCAGUACUUGUCGAUCUGCCUAAAGAUGUCACUGCAAGUAUCUUAAGGCAUGAUGUGGAUACUGAGUCGAUUCAUUCACCACGAUCGAGCCCUAUACUGCGGGCAACGUCGGAACUUCAGCAAAGGCAACUGGACCAGUCGAUUCAGAAUGUGGCGCAUCUGGUUAACAUUUCGAGAAAGCCGGUUAUUUAUGCCGGUCAGGGCGUAAUCUGUUCAAAAUUUGGACCGACAAUGCUUAGAGCUCUCGCUCAUGAAAGCUCCAUCCCCGUGACAACCUCUUUGCACGGCCUGGGAGCCUUUGAUGAGAUGGAUGAAAAAUCACUUCAUAUGCUUGGCAUGCACGGAGCUGCGUAUGCGAAUAUGGCUAUCCAGGAAGCGGACCUGAUCAUCGCUCUCGGUGCUCGAUUCGACGACCGUGUCACUGGAAACCUGGCGAAAUUCGCGCCGGGCGCAAAAGAUGCAGCUAUUCGGGGCUGUGGGGGUAUUGUUCAGUUCGAAAUGAUGCCAAAAAAUAUCAACAAGGUGGUACAGGUAACCGAAGCCGUGGAAGGGGAUGUUGGUACCAACCUCAAACUUCUUUUACCAAAGAUUCAGAGCCGAUCAAUCGCCGAUCGGCAGGUAUGGUUUGACCAGAUUUCGGCCUGGAAGAAAAGAUGGCCACUCUCCGACUAUGAACGGACUGAGAGAGCAGGAAUGAUAAAACCUCAAACCAUGGUUGAGGAGUUGAGUAAACUCACAUGCGAUCGGAAAGAAAGAACCAUAAUUUCUACCGGUGUUGGCCAGCACCAGAUGUGGGUGGCGCAGCAUUUUCGAUGGCGGUUUCCUCGCACUAUAGUCACGUCAGGUGGACUCGGUACGAUGGGCUAUGGCUUACCAGCGGCUAUCGGGGCUAAAGUGGCACGACCGGAUGCUCUAGUGAUCGAUAUUGAUGGUGACGCUUCCUUUGGAAUGACACUAACAGAAUUGUCAACAGCAGUUCAAUUCAACAUUGAUGUCAAAGUCAUUGUGCUCAAUAACGAAGAGCAAGGCAUGGUCACACAAUGGCAAAAUCUCUUUUAUGAGGACCGCUAUGCGCAUACACAUCACAAAAAUCCCGAUUUCAUGAAGCUAGCAGAUGCCAUGGGCGUUCAUCAUCGACGGGUUGUGGAGCCUGGAGAUCUUGUGGCCAGUCUGGAAUGGCUUAUUGGUACUGAUGGUCCCGCUUUGCUGGAGGUUGUGACAGACAAGAAAGUAUCUGUCUUGCCCAUGGUCCCAACGGGAUGUGGCCUUCAUGAGUUUAUCACGUGGGACAGUGGUAAGUCUCUGUUCGAUUACCAUACCGUGAGAAGAAAUGUUAGUCUCAUAAGAAAACAGUCAAAGACAAAAAGCGACGGGAAAUGA
Molecule: messenger RNA, 1839 nt
Organism: Penicillium cinerascens
Lineage: Eukaryota; Fungi; Ascomycota; Eurotiomycetes; Eurotiales; Aspergillaceae
Product: Acetolactate synthase
Exons: 1
Coding region: 1-1839 (612 amino acids)
Biological process (GO): L-valine biosynthetic process
Cellular component (GO): mitochondrion; acetolactate synthase complex
Molecular function (GO): thiamine pyrophosphate binding; acetolactate synthase activity; flavin adenine dinucleotide binding
Source: RefSeq, a predicted model, not a curated record